Messenger RNA from Manihot esculenta (cassava), 1138 nucleotides. RefSeq names its product protein CHAPERONE-LIKE PROTEIN OF POR1, chloroplastic. The coding region runs from base 77 to 952 and encodes 291 amino acids. The transcript has 3 exons. The record is from RefSeq and is a predicted model, not a curated record. Lineage: Eukaryota; Viridiplantae; Streptophyta; Magnoliopsida; Malpighiales; Euphorbiaceae. Gene Ontology annotation, cellular component: chloroplast membrane.
UCAACCGUGGCUCGACCAUUUCCCUGUAUAGACACUAGAGGAACCAAACCAUCCUCCACAUUUUUGGUCCACAAAAAUGGCUGCGGCCACUCUCUCCAUCCGCCCCAACCGCUUCUCUCCUGGUUCACCCUUCUCCCGGCCACCGGUCCAUCUCCCAACCUCCACGGCAACCACUACACAAAUAAAGUCCUCCAAACCUUGGAGGACCAUAAUCGUCCCAUCUUUUCGCCGCCCCUUACGUGCGGGUGGCGCGCGAGCCGGUUCCCGAGCCGAUGACUCUGCGCCGUUUGAGAUGUCGGUCGAGAACGCUCUCAAGCUUCUCGGGGUCUCCGAAAGUGCGUCUUUCGACGACAUACUUCGCGCCAAAAAAGCCGUUAUUGCUACGUGCAAGGAUAACAAGGAAGCGAUUGCGCAGGUUGAGGCUGCAUAUGAUAUGUUGCUCAUGCGAAGCUUAACUCAACGUCGAGCUGGAAAGGUUGCAAAUAGUGGCAUCCGGUAUGCUGAUGUCAAGUCAGUAAGUGGCCCUGGGUUGGGAUCAUUACCUCAGUGGCUGCAGACAACUAUGAAAAAUACACCCAUUUCAUCGGAAACACCAUCAGCUGGUGAUUUUGGAAUACAAGCAGGAGCAUAUGGAGCUUUGAUGGUUUUAACCUACGUAAAUGGAACUACCACCUCAUCUGUGGCAUCUUAUGCUGGGGCUGAUGUUCCUGGGCUAAUAUUGGCUACAAGUUUUGGUGCUUCCUUGUACUUCAUGACCAGGAAGAAUGUGAAGUUAGGGAAAGCCACUGUAAUAACUUUAGGAGGACUCGUGGCUGGAGCUGUGGUGGGGUCCGCAGUUGAGAAUUGGUUGCAGGUGGACAUUGUGCCAUUUUUUGGUAUACAUUCCCCUGCCGCUGUAGUUAGUGAAUUCAUUAUCUUCUCUCAAUUCUUGGUUUCCCUCUUUCUAAGGUAGGGUUAAGAGGAGUUCGUAAUUGUAACUGAAAUAGAUUCAUUUGCAUGAUCAUAGCCAAGCUUUUUUCUAUUAGGAUGUGUAUCAUUGCAUGUUGUACAAAACCACUAAUAGAAUGUGCUGAAACUUGAAUAUAUCUGAAUUGUGUUUGAGAAUUACAAUAAGCAUGUACUAGAUUUUUUUGUUGCA